AUGCGUUUCCUCUGCCUGCACGGCGCCGGAACAAAUGCCGAAAUCUUGGAAAUCCAGACCGGCGGACUGCGACAGCAGCUUGAGAAGAAGGGCCACCGCUUUAUCUUCGUGAAUGGCCGCCAGGAUGCUCAAGUCGAGUCGGGUAUGUUCCUUGUCCCCCAGAGCCAAGCAAUAUUGACUCGAGAGGGUCCAGAACUCGAAGGCAUCUUCGACGGUCCGUUCUACAACCACUACCCGCGUGGUCCGACGCCCGGAGCGGGCGUCUUCGAGGCUUUCGAGCAUACCUACAGGAUCAUUUCCGAACAAGGGCCCUUCGAUGCCGUCAUGGGUUUCAGCCAGGGCGCGGCGCUGGCCGCGGCGCUGAUAAUCCACCACGGCAAGGUGUACCCACAUGCUCCGCCGUUGUUCCGGGCGGCUGUAUUUCUCUGUGGAGGGUGUCCGUUCGACCGUUCGGGCAUGGCAUAUAUCACGCCGCAGCCGGAUACAUACACCAUCCCCAUCCCCACGGCGCAUAUUGUCGGCAAGCUGGAUCCGCUGUAUCCGCAGAGCAUGAAGUUGCACGGUCUGUGUGAGCCCUCCAAGGCGGCGUUAUAUGAUCAUGGAUCGAAGCAUAUGGUGCCCUUCGAUGCGAAGAAUACGGAUGAGAUGGCUAGAGCGAUUGAAGAGACCGUGGCAAGGGCAUUUUCCACUUAG
Penicillium riverlandense is the source of this 693-nucleotide messenger RNA. RefSeq names its product Serine hydrolase FSH. The record is from RefSeq and is a predicted model, not a curated record. Gene Ontology annotation, cellular component: nucleus; cytoplasm. The transcript is spliced from 2 exons. Lineage: Eukaryota; Fungi; Ascomycota; Eurotiomycetes; Eurotiales; Aspergillaceae. The coding region runs from base 1 to 693 and encodes 230 amino acids.